AUGAACGCCGAUUACGAUCUUGACACCCCCAUCACCUCAAAAACCGGCCUCCGUCAAGGCCUGGCUUCAUACGGAGACCCUCACUUCUCACUCUUCCUUCGGAAAGUGUUCAUUAAGGCACUGGGCUACAGCGAAGAUGCUCUUUCAAGGCCAAUUAUCGGCAUUGUCAAUACAUACUCCAGCUUCAACCCCUGCCAUGCAAAUGUCCCGCAGCUCAUAGAAGCUGUCAAGAGGGGAGUUCAUCUCGAAGGUGGGCUGGCUAUAGAUUUCCCGACCAUCAGUAUCGCUGAGAGUUUCUCGUCGCCGACGAGCAUGUAUCUUCGUAAUCUCAUGAGUAUGGAUACGGAGGAGAUGAUCAGUGCGCAACCUUGCGAUGCUGUUGUGUUGAUUGGGGGCUGUGAUAAGACUACUCCUGCUCAAUUGAUGGGUGGAAUUUCAGCAAACAAGCCCAUUCUUCAUCUCGUUACUGGCCCGAUGAUGCCCGGCAGUCAUCGCGGAGUGCGUAUAGGAGCCUGCACGGAUUGCCGUAACAACUGGGCCAAGUACAGAGCAGGGACUAUGGAUAUUGAAGAUAUAUCAGCAAUCAAUGAAGAGCUGGCACCAACAGGAGGAACUUGUGGAGUCAUGGGUACUGCGUCUACCAUGGCCGCCAUACUUGUUGGUCUCGGUAUGAUGCCUUUCGCUGGAGCAACAGCCCCAGCUGUAUCGGCAACAAGACUUCGCAUUGCAGAAGCCACAGGUGGAUAUGCCGUCGCUUCGUGCAAAGAUGUCGAGCGUCUGAGACCGCAGGCUCUGCUAACACGAGAAUCGUUUCUGAACGCUAUUAUUGUUUUGCAGGCAAUAGGUGGUUCAACAAACGCUGUUGUGCAUCUCAUGGCUAUUAUCGGACGCCAUCCUGCCGUAGCAGGGACGAUCACUUUGGACACUAUUGAUGAAAUAGGUCGAAAAACACCAUUGCUAGUUGAUUUGAAGCCGAGUGGUGAUAAUUACAUGACCGAUUUCCAUAACUCAGGCGGCAUGCUCGCAUUGUUCCAUGAGUUGAAACAUCUUCUUCAUCUCGAUGCUUUGACAGUCACUGGUCGUACAAUUGGCGAAGAGAUUGCCAACAACUCUCUUAUCCCUGUCCCACGGGGACUCAGCGUCAUCCAACCAUUUGACAAGCCCCUAUACCCAGCAUCAUCCCUAGUGGUGCUGAGAGGCAACUUGGCCCCGGGAGGUGCUGUAAUGAAGGCAAGCGCUUCCAAGUACAGAAACUUGCUCCAGCAUACCGGGAAAGCAGUAGUCUUUGCAAAUUCUGCGGAUAUGGCCGAGAGGAUAGACGACCCUGAUCUGGACGUGGCUCCAGAUAGUGUUCUCGUUCUUCAGAACAUUGGACCUAUCGGAAAUCCGGGAAUGCCGGAAGCUGGUAUGAUCCCAAUUCCGAGAAAGAUUGCAUCGCAAGGUGUCCUGGAUAUGCUGCGUCUGUCGGAUGGUCGCAUGAGUGGUACAGCAGGUGGAACAAUUGGCCUUCACAUAUCCCCAGAGUCAGCCGACCCCAGGUCCCCUCUGGGUAUCGUUCGAAACGGAGACGUCAUUACAUUGGACGUUGAGAACAGACGACUCUCGGUUGAUCUUUCUGAUGACGAAAUAUCUCAAAGAAUUCAGGAGAGACUCGAAAGUUUUCAGAAAGGCGAGGCUGCAGAGGCACCAUGGCGUGAACCAAGCGGAAUUAGGUGCCGAUUUUGA
Molecule: messenger RNA, 1725 nt
Organism: Fusarium sp. VM40
Lineage: Eukaryota; Fungi; Ascomycota; Sordariomycetes; Hypocreales; Nectriaceae
Source: the annotation of a GenBank genome assembly